Molecule: messenger RNA, 2114 nt
Organism: Anopheles aquasalis
Lineage: Eukaryota; Metazoa; Arthropoda; Insecta; Diptera; Culicidae
Product: lysosomal Pro-X carboxypeptidase
Biological process (GO): proteolysis
Molecular function (GO): dipeptidyl-peptidase activity; serine-type exopeptidase activity
Source: RefSeq, a predicted model, not a curated record
CUACAGCAGUUUGUGUGUUGGUUCUGUGCGAUCGUCUCCCGAUCAUCUUGCCGGUCCUUUGGUGUUUUCUGGUUUCACCUAAUGGUGCACGAUUGACCGACCGCAACAGUGCAGUAAUUCGCUUUUUUUUAAAUCGACUGCCUUGGUUCCGAUCGCCUGGCGCAUUGUCCCAGCUUGCGGGGGAGUUUUUAAGAUUUUGCAGAAAAAAAUCCGACCGUGACGCGAUGAUCCUUGAUCGGCCAUCAUGGGGGAUGCUACUUAUCUUAUCAGCGGUACUGUGCUGCGCACAGGUCGAUGCCGCCUACCAGUAUCAAACGAAAACGCUCGACGUUCCGAUUGACCACUUCACCUACACCAGCAACGCAACAUUCAAGCUGCGCUACCUUCUCAAUGACACCUACGCUAAAGGGCGCACUGAUGGGCCGAUUUUGCUGUACGCGGGCAACGAGGGUGACAUCGAGCUGUUCGCUCAAAACACCGGCUUUAUGUGGGAGAUCGCGCCGAUGUUGAACGCGACGCUGCUGUUCGCCGAACAUCGCUACUACGGCCAGUCGCUUCCUUUCGGGAAUCGCUCGUACGAAUCGCCAGCCACCCUGGGAUACCUCACCUCUGAACAAGCGCUUGCCGAUUACGCCUACCUACUGAUGGCGCUCAAUCCGCCGAGCAACAGUACGGCAAAGCAGGCUCAACCGGUGAUCGUGCUUGGCGGCUCAUAUGGUGGUAUGCUGGCCGCCUGGUUCCGGAUUAAGUACCCACAUCUGGUGGUCGGAGCGAUCGCAGCAUCCGCCCCGAUACGCCAGUUCCAGGAUCUCACACCAUGCGGUAUCUUUAACCAGAUUCUCACCUCGGUCUUCAACACUGCCGGCCAGUCCGCGUGCGUGCACAACAUUCGCGCGUCGUGGCAGCUGCUGACAAACUACUCGGCCACCGCCGACGGACUACACGUCCUGAACGAGAAGUUCAAAUUCUGCACCAACCUCACAAAGGCGACCGACGUAACGGAAACGCUGUUCGGCUAUCUGGCCGAUGUAUACGGCAACCUGGCGAUGAUCAACUACCCGUACGAGUCAGACUUCCUGGCCCCGGUGCCGGCGUAUCCGGUGCGCCAGUUUUGCCAUCCGUUUGAUAAAAAUUACACCGGCACCGAGCUGCUCGAUAAGCUCCAACAGGCGCUCAGCGUGUAUACCAACUAUACCGGCAAGGCGACCUGCCUCAGUCUCAACGCGUCGGCCGCCCUCGGUGACCGCGGGUGGAACUUUCAGGCUUGCACCGAGAUGGUGAUGCCAAUGUGCGCCGACGGUGUGCACGAUAUGUUCUGGCCCCAGAAGUGGGACCUGGCCCAGUACUCCGACUCAUGCCACAAGCAAUUCGGCAUUCGGCCGCACCCGCAGAAUGCAAUCCUCAACUACGGUGGACAAUAUUUGGUGGGCAGCAUCACGAACAUCGUCUUCAGCAACGGUCUGCUUGAUCCGUGGUCUGGCGGUGGUGUGCUACGGUCGAGCAAUGACAAAAUUAAGAUAGUGCUUAUUCCCGAAGGAGCGCACCAUAUCGAUUUGCGGGCUGCUAAUCCCAACGAUCCGGAGACGGUGGUGCUGGCUCGCCAAAAACACUACCAGAGCAUGCUCGAAUGGAUUGCCGAGUACCGGCGCCUGAAGCAGUACUGAUUGUUCUCUACGGUGGCCUUUAAAGUGAGGGUGUUAACCAGCGGUGUUACAGCUUCCCACAGCCUUUAGCAGCCCUCCUUUUUGCUCUACUUAACUCACUAAUACAAAGAGCAAGAUGCUGCGAAUAGAAAUUUGUGCCAAAUAUUGGCCGCGCAUAAAAUUUAUGGGAUUAUUAAGUUUACAGAGCCGAUCCCGCUUGUUCAGCUGCAAGCUGGUUUCGGUGUCGGUGAAACACUCAUUGGUCCACAGCAGGACCGGGGCAAGGCAGAUAGAACUGGUUAAAAUGGAGAAAGUACGACCACCAAGCGAUGGAUUAGUAUGAACCCGCCCUAUUCCAGUGGAAGUGUAUGCAAAAUACGAAAUCAAUUGUGAAUCUGAAUCAGAAAUUGUCACCCUUUAGAUAUACAAUUAUACACGAAUAAUAAAUGCAUGGUUAUAUGUAUACUCCAA